GUGACAUUGACUGAUUAAACUCAUCACUGAACUGAGUACUGAGACCAACACCAACACCAACUGAUGCUGGAUGACCUUACACAGGACCAUGAUGCCACAGAAUAAUGUUGUUAUAAGGGAAGGAAUAAAAUCUGAUUGCAAAGAAAUCAGGAGAUUAAUACAGGAACUGGCAGAUUUUGAAGAAAUGCCAAAUGGACCGAAGAUUGGAUAUGAAACUCUGGAAAAAGAUGGCUUUGAAACCAACCCACCCAUUUUUUUCUGCUAUGUUGCUGAACACCAUUCUGAAGAAGAAGAGAGCAAACUAGUCGGCUAUGCCUUGUAUUAUUAUACCUACUCUACCUGGAAUGGUAGGAAAAUGUACCUAGAAGAUCUUUAUGUGGAUGAAAAAUACAGAAAUCAGCAUAUCGGUUCUCAACUCUUCAAAACUGUUGCCAAGAAGGCUGUACAAGAGAACUGUGCCUAUCUUGAGUUUUCUGUUUUGGCAUGGAACCCUGCUCGUAAGUUCUACGAGGCUUUUGGGGCCGCCAACUUAACAGAUGCCGAACAGUGGAAUCUUUAUCGUCUCACUGGCGAAUCCUUGAGAAGAACUGCUCAAAUAUGAGAAGUUUUUAUCCUCAAUUAAAAUACAUAUUUAUCACACCUUGUUUUUUUGUUAUUUUCU
Molecule: messenger RNA, 661 nt
Organism: Macrosteles quadrilineatus (aster leafhopper)
Lineage: Eukaryota; Metazoa; Arthropoda; Insecta; Hemiptera; Cicadellidae
Product: thialysine N-epsilon-acetyltransferase-like
Exons: 6
Coding region: 71-601 (176 amino acids)
Molecular function (GO): N-acetyltransferase activity
Source: RefSeq, a predicted model, not a curated record